GGUUGGUAAGGACAUAUUUUUUAAAUCCACUUUUAAAGGAUCCUUAAGUUUAUGAAUUGUUUCAUAAUCGGGGAGUUAAAUUCUUGACGCCUUUAAACCCUGCCUGCUCUCCCAUCGUCAUCAGGGCUCUGCUACAGAUUUGGCAGUGAGCUUUUCCUCAGGCAGGCGUUUGGUCACUGGUUUAUUUCCAAACCUGUGAUCCCCGCCGGUCGGUGCUGCGUCCUGACGUCAGGAUAUUAUAAGGAGGCAGCGGAACCGGAGCGGCGGGGCAGACGGCGGGGCUGAAGGGAAGAAAGGAGCCGGACCAUGCUGAUCUGAUUCCUCACUGACUGGGCUUUCUGUGUUAGAGCACAGUCUGAGCUGAAGAGGGGGGCUUCUGAGUCCUGAGAGUUGCAGCUAUGGGGAAGGACUACUACAAGACCCUUGGAAUCACCAAGGGCUCCAAUGAGGAUGAGAUCAAGAAGGCCUAUCGGCGCAUGGCACUGCGUUUCCACCCAGACAAGAACACAGAUCCAAAUGCGGAAGAGAAAUUCAAAGAAAUCGCAGAGGCCUAUGAGGUACUCAGCGACCCAAAGAAAAGGGUGGUUUACGACCAGCUGGGAGAGGAAGGUUUGAAGACAGGAGGCAGCAGCUCUUCAGGUGUUCCUGGGAACUCGACGCACCACUACACUUUCCAUGGAGACCCCCAUGCCACCUUUGCCUCCUUCUUCGGGGGAUCCAACCCCUUCGAUGUGUUCUUCGGCUCCAGCCGCAGCCACAGCCGCUCCAACGGUUUCCCUUUCCACGGUGAUCACAGCAACGGAGCAGAGCAGGAUGCAGAAAUGGAUGAGGAUGACCCCUUUGCUCAUUUUGGGAGACAGUUUGGCUUUCCAGGAGGAAUGAACAAUGGCUUUCCAGGGGAGGGCCGCAGGAGGAGGGGGGCAGCUUCAUCAGAGCGUGUGGGGACCAACCGUAAGCACCAGGAUGCUCCAGUGGUUCAUGAGCUGAAAGUCUCGCUGGAGGAGAUCUUUCACGGCUGCACCAAGCGUAUGAAGAUCACUCGUCGCAGGCUGAAUCCAGACGGGCGUAGCAUGAGGACAGAGGACAAGAUCCUCAACAUUGUCAUCAAGAAGGGCUGGAAGGAGGGGACCAAGAUUACUUUCCCAAAGGAGGGGGACGAGACCCCGGAGAACAUUCCCGCCGACAUAGUGUUUGUACUUAAAGACAGGGGGCAUGCCCACUUCAAAAGAGAUGGUUCCAAUAUCAUUUAUAACUGCAAGAUAACCCUGAAAGAGGCGCUGUGUGGCUGCACUGUUAGUAUUCCCACGCUGGAAAACCGCGUCAUCUCCCUCCCUUGCCACGACAUCAUCAAGCCAGGAACACUGAAGCGAGUCAGAGGGGAAGGCCUGCCUUUUCCUAAGAACCCGUCACAGCGCGGGGAUCUCAUCGUGGAGUUUUCUGUACGUUUUCCUGACAGGAUCCCCCCUCAGUCUCGAGAGAUUAUCAGACAGCACCUCCCCCAGUCAUAGGAGCGCACCACCAACUUACAACCCCACCCAUCAUACAGACUUAUUCACUUCUGAUAGUUUAAAUGUAAACUACAUGUUUUAGGACUUUACCAUUUAGAAACAAAGAAUCCAGAUAAAACCGUGAGGAUUAGGAUUGAAUUUAGCUUUGUAUGUGUUGUCACUUGGUCCAAGCACACACACCAGUAUCCGGAUAGUAAAGCGGUGCUGAAAAUGGGCUUUGCACAACUGUGGCUUCUACCUGACCUUCUUUUCUUAACGUUUUUUUUACUGAUUUGUCAGAGGUUUUAUAAGCUGUCCUCCUCUCUGAUCCUUGCCAUUUUGUGAAAGGAUGAGGUGUGAGGUAUUCUUUUUUUAAUUGGGAUUAUUUCACCUCGAACGUACCAGCAGAUUGAGUGUUAAAACCAGGCACAAAGCCUGACUUUUAUCUUCAACAUAGCUAACAUAGCUUUUGGCUAUAGUCUGGUUGUAAUUGUAUGGUUGACCCUCCUCAAAAUAAAUAAACAUCUGUUAGGUGAGAAGCCCCGCACUGCGCAGCAGUUCCGACUUUGGCAUGGGCCGGUUCCUGGUCUAAAGGUGUUCCAAGGUUUUAAAAGAUUUCAGUACCAGAACCUUCCCUUUAUAUCUGUCACAUGGUUUAAAGUCCUUAUGAUUUAUGCGAAGGUGCUGGUGUUGACAACACAUUUUUAUAUCUGUUUAAAACAUAAAGCAGAGCUGUGAUUUGCUCAUUUGUUGCUAAAAGUGCAGUACAUUGGCCCUCCAGGUCUGCCAAGAUAAGAGAAUUAGAUCACCAGAUGCAAUGGGCUAAAUUCAAAAGAGGGUCUGCAGGUCUUACUCUGCUGGAAAUGGAAAUAACUGUGACUCAGAUAAUGCAGCAAUAACCGCACUUUGUUUUACCAUAAUCUUUACUGACCUUUUUUACUGGUCAGCAUCAUUGAUGAUUUAAAAAUAUAAAACUGGCGGCAGGACCUACAUUUUAACCUACUCUAUGAAAUAUUUUCAAAGCAUCAACUUUCACUGAAGGCUAGUCAGCUUAUCCUUAAUUAUGUAAGAAAAAAAAAAAAGGUAAAAUCAUUGCAAAAUAGCAUCUUCCGUCCUGAUGGAGCAAAACACUGUGAACCUCUUAAUACUUUAAAAUCUAAUCAGGCUAUGGAGUUGCAUAUCCUGAUGUUUAGAUCUACCUAAUCUUAACUAUGUAUAAAUUGUUUUACAGUGAUGUUCAAGAUGAAAUUUACCUAUUUAUCCUGUCUUGGUACGACUGAAGCUUAAAGCUAAAUAAUGAAUUAUUGUUAAGGUAAAUUGUAAAGGCCAAAUUAAAAAUUUGUCUUCGGGACGAAUCAGUUAUGAUCUUUAUUAUGUCAUCAUAAUAAAUUAAUUAUCAUUAUGCUACAAAAACCGAUCUGAAAAAGAAAAAAAAUACUUAAAAUAUGUGUUUUUACCCUCAAUUUGAGCGGAUACUUCUGCAAAAAGAAUGAGUAUAUUUGUUUAUAAAUAGGAUAGUUAGAUAUUUUGCACUUGAAGUUAGUUUUUUUUCUGCAUUUUAAACGUAAAUCAUAUUAGAUUUGGCAAUUCAUCUAACUUAAAUCAAAGGAAAACACUCCUUCUCAGGAAAAAUUGACUUGUUCAUAAUUCAGUGUAUGCUUUCAGUACAAGAUGAGAAUCAGCAAGUAAGCAACUAGAGUUGCAUUUCCCUUCAUUGUCAUUAUCAGACAAGGGAACAUAUUUUUUUUAUUUACCUGUAUACUGUAUGCAGCGUAGACAUAAAUACCCCAGACCUCUUACAGAGUUGACCCCCUGGACCCUCUAAUGGUGCAGCACAGAAAGAAGAUAUAACUAUUCUUAAAUUUACCAGAUGUUUAAUGAAUGUAAGAAUACCAAAGUACCAAUAAAUAAAUGUAACAGCUAGUUGUACCUUAAUCAAUUUCUAAUACAGUAAAAGCUAGGGAAAAACA
Molecule: messenger RNA, 3457 nt
Organism: Cyprinodon variegatus (sheepshead minnow)
Lineage: Eukaryota; Metazoa; Chordata; Actinopteri; Cyprinodontiformes; Cyprinodontidae
Gene: dnajb5
Product: DnaJ heat shock protein family (Hsp40) member B5
Exons: 4
Coding region: 399-1508 (369 amino acids)
Biological process (GO): negative regulation of transcription by RNA polymerase II
Cellular component (GO): cytosol
Molecular function (GO): protein-folding chaperone binding
Source: RefSeq, a predicted model, not a curated record